Molecule: messenger RNA, 1330 nt
Organism: Mycotypha africana
Lineage: Eukaryota; Fungi; Mucoromycota; Mucoromycetes; Mucorales; Mycotyphaceae
Exons: 4
Coding region: 110-1330 (406 amino acids)
Source: RefSeq, a predicted model, not a curated record
CUGAUAGCUACUACUCAGCAUGUACAAAGCCAAAAUCUUGCAAAAAAUCAAAUCGGUGGCAGAAGCCCAUAAGAAUAAAGUCAAAGAUGAGUCCUUCCGUAAGUAACACAUGAGCGCGCUGCCACAAAUAGGUUAUAGUGGUAAUCCUCAAUUCAUCAUCGAGUGCAAGGAUUGCAAAACACGCGGACAUUUCAACAAGGCAUACCAUGAAUGCAAGUUUUACAAAGCAGUUUCUGCGGCUGAUGUUGGAAGUAGCGGUAAGAAACGUAAGCAAUCAGCUACAAUCAAGGAAGAAAAGAAGCAAGCAAAGAGAAAGAAGAAGCAAACAACUGGAGAUAUCAAGUGUAUCAGUUGUGGCUUAAAGGGUCAUUCUACUUCUCGUUCUCUCGAAUGCCCCAAUCACAUUGCUUCAAAGGAAGAAGUUAUCACCUCGACGCUUGGAGAAGGCUCCACUGUAUUCACGAGGAAGCUCCCUCUUACGUCUGCUGUAAAGCCAGCGUUUCGCGAACAAUUCCAAGAAAAAGUCAUCUCUUGCUGCUCUGACAUAAGGAGAAUAGUAUUCUCUAGUCAAUUAUUCGUUAACUCGUACCUCAUUCAUUAUCAGGAGAAUAGAAGGAAUGCUAACAAAGGCGACAAGAAAGACACUGAUAAAAACAGCAACAAAGGCAGUAAAGAAGCCAACAAAGAAGACAGCAAGAAAGACAGUAAAGAAGCCAACAAAGACAGGUCUAUUCCUGAUGUAUUCUGCCAGCAAUUCUGGUAUUCAGUAGGUCAGCUUAUAACGGGCAAGCAAGUUACUCACAAAACGGCAUUAUCCGAGGACAUAAAACAGUAUUAUACAGACUUCAAGGCAAAGUUCCCUACUAUCGAAAAUAUCAAACGCACUGAUGUACAAAGAAUUGUACAGCUGUAUUGUUACCAAUCUGUCUGUCAUGGUCAUCCUCAUUGGCCAGAAAACCUCGAGCUGGCGGCUGUUGACAAAAACCGAAUUGAAUUACUCUGCAAACAAUUUGAAGAGUUCAUUCCAGGAGAAGUAACCCUCGUUUCUCUUUCUGCUGCUCCUGCAAAGUUUGUUAAUGCGUUAUGGAACAUACAGUUUACGUACGAGCAAGAACAUAUACAGCAUAAACCGUACGAUGUCCGUGUCCUACCACUUCCUCAGCGUUUCUUUCUCUUUCCUACUCCAUCGCUGAAAUGGCGUUUCAUCGCGAUAAGUUUAAAUGCUCUUACACCCUUCAUGUUUCCCGGAAAAGUUGCCAAGGGUUAUACAGCCCAACUCGAACAAUUCUGUAAAGUCUUCGACUUCAAAAAGUUUGGCUUUAAGAGGUAA